This is a messenger RNA of Rotaria sordida, 1245 nucleotides long. Lineage: Eukaryota; Metazoa; Rotifera; Eurotatoria; Philodinida; Philodinidae. The record is from the annotation of a GenBank genome assembly.
AUGAAUGAUCUUCAAGUGAUCGGAGGUGCUAUAUUGUGUUUUUAUGGACAUGUGAAAUUUGGCACAUCUAUAAUCGGACAAGGUUUGGUUGAUGUUUUUACAGCUGUCGCUACAAAGAUUACAGAUGAUUUUAGUAUGUCUGAUUAUUUCAAGAAUAAAAUUGUAUCCUAUGGUACACAAUUAUUUGGUCUCGGGAUGCUAGAUCGGUUUGUUACACCACUUAUGUCAACACAAACAAUUAAUAUUAUUGGUUUUGGUGUCAAAACUGUCCAUGAAUUAGCUACAAAUGGAAUUAAUCUUGAUUUUUUGAAAAAUGCUGCCUUAGGUGCACUACAAGUAGCUGGUAUAAAUGGAGAUAGUUGGAAAUAUGCCAAAACAAUCGUGAAAAAUAUUGAUACAGCUACAGCUUUAAUAUCGGGUGAUUUCAAACAAAUAAUGAAUGUAAAAAUAGUAAAUAAUUUUUUGCAAUUAUUUGAUGGUGAGAAUGCAUUACUAAAAGGAAAAGAAAAAGAAAUUUUAAGUCGAGCACUUAAUUUCAGCGUAGAUCUUUCGAAUUUUGAUAAAAAUAAUCCAUUAUCAACUAAUGCACUUCCAAAAGCACUAGAAGAAGAAUAUACUAAACGAAACAAAGAUAUUAAUCAAUUAAUUCAUACAACAAUUGAUUUGAUCAAUUCAAGUGGACAUUUAACAACAGAUGAUGCUGUACGAGUUGUUACAGAAAUCUUUCAUGCAACAGAUCCAUCUUCUAUCUAUGAAGCAAAUAAACAUAGAUCAAAUGUAGGUGUUCGUUCUAUAGUCGAACCAUGUAUUCAACAGUGUAAACACUUUCAAGAUCAAAUAAAAUUUUUUGAAAAUCAAUUUGCAGUUCAAAAUUGUUUUGACAUGUUACGACAACAAAAUAUCUCAUAUGAAACACUUAUGACAUCCAAUGGUUCGAACUUAAUGAAAAAUAUCAUUGGACAGCAAUUGCAAUCAAAUAACAUGCAAGCAGAUAUUCUUAAGACUGUUCUUUUCAAUUCAGUUGAUAAAUUAGUAAAUCCAAUAGGUCAAACUAGAGGAAUAGAUGUGAUAAAUAGUGAUGCAGGAAAAUUAUUAAAGAAUCAUAUAGAAAUGAACAUAAUUCGACCAUAUUUGGAUAUUCAACAAGAAAAAGAUCUAAAUAAAGCAGAUCAAAAGCUGAUGAAUCAAUUCUCAACUGCAUUCGAAUAUUUACAAAGACAGAGAGUAAAUGGUCAUAGACAAUAA